GUCUGGCUGGGAAAACCUGUCUGAGCGUGAUGAAUUAUUACAUAUUACAAAAAGCACAUCGGACCCGUGUAACAACUGACACUCAUUGUAUGUGUCACUGACGGUAGUUAUACAUUUGACCGUGCCUGGGGGUGACACUGACAGACAGCUGCGCGAGACAGACGGUCCCGUGAGCUCACAUCACAGGCAGCUUUCGACCCCCUCAGCCGACCCAUUCACCGCGAGCAAAGUGUCAGAGGGGCCGCAGAAGACGCAGCAGCGGCACAAAUGUUAGUCAGCUAUCGCUACAUUUAAUGGGGAAAAAGCUGCUUCGGUACAAACUAGCGGUCCAGCCAGGUGACCGUAUGCUACCGCUUCUGUUGUAGCUAAUUUGCUGGGCAGCAGCCAGCUAACUUUAGCCUCGUCAGUUUGUGGUCAGGGCCUGUUGUUUCUGCCUCCUGCUACCUGCGCUUCGGGAAAUUCAAGGGCGAUGGAUUUCCCGGGCCACUUCGAGCAGAUCUUCCAGCAGCUCAACUACCAGCGUGUCCACGGUCAGCUGUGGGACUGUGUCAUCGUGGUGGGCAGCAGACACUUUAAGGCCCACCGCUCGGUGCUGGCAGCCUGCAGCACCCACUUCAGAGCCCUGUUCACGGUCGCAGAGGGAGAUGCGAGCAUGAAUAUGAUCCAGCUGGACAGCGAGGUGGUGACAGCUGAAGCGUUUGCUGCUCUGGUGGACAUGAUGUACACCUCGACGCUGAUGCUAGGGGAGAGCAACGUCAUGGAUAUCCUCCUGGCAGCCUCACACCUGCACCUCAACAAUGUAGUCAAGGCCUGCAAACACUACCUGACCACACGCACCCUGCCCAUGUCCCCCUCCUCCGACAGACCCACCCAUCACCACCCUCAGCUGGAGCAGCAGAGGCACAGGCAGCAGCAACAGCAGCAGCAGCAAGUCUCAGAUAUCACCGUGAACCCUACUCUCACAGCAAAUGCUAACCUCGCUGCAAACGCUGCCACGUCAAAGCUGCAGCGCUCCUUCCUCCUGCAGCAGUUGGGGCUCAGCCUGGUGAGCUCCGCUUUGGGCGGGAUGGAGGAGGAUGGAGUUGGAAAUGGGGUCGGCGGCCGAGUGGUCGAGCAGAGAGCCUCCUUUCCAAUCCGACGCUUCCACAAACGCAAGCCAUCUAUGGCUCUUGGCCUGUCGGAGGAGAGACCAAGGCAGAGGCUGCGGCCCUCUGCCCCGAACCUGGGGCUGUUAGGAGAAGGAGGGGGGAACGCAGAGCAAGAAGAAGGAGCACUGCUGUCCCCGGACUCCCACAAGAUGGGGGACGAAUCCAAAUUGGAGGCUGCAAUUACUGGCCUCGUAGGGGUGUCCCAAGAUGAUCCUCAGAUGCCCAGCCAGUCAGACAGUGGACACUGUGAGGGGGGAGACCUGGGGAGAAUGCAGGGAGGGGUGACAAAGGAGGAGGACAUGGAAGACCAGGACCACCAGGUCAACAGAGCAGGGGUGAAGAUCAAAGCAGGAGAGGAGGAGGAGGCCGAAGAACAGGAACAGAAGGUGGUGGUUAAACGAGAGCCGCUCAGUUCUCCUGAGCCAACAGAUGAAAUCAGCGACGUGACAUCGCAGGCUGAAGGCAGCGACCCGGCUGAGCCCGGAAGUCGGGAGGAGGAGGAGGAGAAGGCGGAGCUGAGCCCGGAGAGCAGCGACCACAGCUUCACCUCUGAACCCCAACCCAGCUCCGACUCUCUGCUGCAGCCCAGUUCCCAGCUCCUCCUCAAGAACAGCAUGGCAGGAGGCGCCGGAGUCGGAGGAGGUUUUGGGUGUAACAGCGGACUGGGCGGCAAACCUGGAUUUAAUAUUUCUAGCUUCCUCAGUCCUAAGGAUUUCGGAAGUGGUGUGGCAGCGUUGGUUCCUGGAGAGGAUGAGCUCCCCAAUACAACUACUGGGGAUGCAGUUGGACACCACUUCCUGCUCAGACAGGAAGCUGCCGGGCCUUCUGACUCUGCUUCUUCCUCUCUUUUGAAAUCGGGUCCACUCGGUGCAGAGAGUCGGAACACUUUUGGAGACAACCUACAAGCUGAUUCUCUGUUCCUCCGCCCGCUGCACGAUGGCUUAGGGAACCCGAGAGGAGGUGGGGGAAGUGGUGGUGGUGGAGGGCGUGGAGGGGUGGAUCCCUUUGGUUUGGACUUCCAGCGCUCCAGUUUGGGGCUGCACUCCUUGGGGAGACCCUCAAGAGGAGCAGGGGGAGCGGCCGCUGCUGCUCUGGGUUACCCAAGUUACAGACGUAUUGCUCCCAAAAUCAACCCCGGCAUUGGAGGAGAAGAAGGCGGCGUUCUCCAGGAUGCUGCCUCCUCCUCCUCCUCGAGUCUAGCAAGUCCUCUGCUACUUAACAAGAGCGGUGGAUAUGAGAUGAACAACAGCCGGCCCACCUCCCUCCCCCCUCAGCUGACCCGAGCUUCAGCAGAUGUUCUGUCCAAGUGCAAGAAGGCUCUGUCGGAGCACAACGUCUUGGUGGUGGAGGGAGACCGUAAGUAUGCCUGUAAAAUCUGCUGCAAAACCUUCCUCACCCUCACCGACUGCAAGAAACACAUCCGCGUGCACACAGGAGAGAAACCUUACGCGUGUCUUAAGUGCGGGAAGCGCUUUAGCCAGUCCUCCCACCUGUACAAGCAUUCCAAAACCACCUGUUUGCGCUGGCAGAACAGUAACAUGUCCAACGCCCUGCUGUAGGUCCGAGGGCACCGCAUUACAGUGGAGCGGGGCGACAGGGUGAAUACAUGAUGAAUCAGCGAUGGGACAAAUUUUUAAGUCAUAAAAAUGUUUUUCUGAAGCUCUGACGGAGCAGCCGGAUCUGAUCAGCUGUUAUGUCCCAAUGACAGACCAAAGAUUGAGAUGAUUUUCUAAUCAUACAUCUUUUCCCAGGAGAAAUCGACAUUGUCAAGGCGGCUAGAGUUAUUACUAACAGAUUUCAUCUGUAGAAAUAUUAAAAGGAUGCAGAUCAUGCAAAAUUUCCACAUUUGUUUCUAUGAAUUAAUCACAGAAAGAACCAUAAAUAUACACUGCUGUCAUCAUGAGAUUAUGAUCAGGAUUUUCUGGUUUCCAUGCAUCCCAUGGACUUUUCAUACUAUGAUCCAGGCCAGUUUAAGCUUUUUUUUUCUUUUUUUUAAACUUGCUACACUGUAAAAUAUAUUGUCUUUCUAAAAUGUGUCAUAUCUCUUGUGAAGUAAUAUUUCAGUCUGUUGAGGUGAUCCCUUAAUACUUAAUAUCUACAGUUUCUGAUAAACUUAUUGAAGCAUAUUUGACUUACUAAAGGCCUUUGCACAUCGAGUCUGUUUUUUUUCGGAUGCGUGUUUUUGAUCCGUCAUCCAGAAAAAAGAAAAAAAAACCCAUUAUGUACAGAAAUCUUGCUCACUCAGUCCGAUGUGUUUUAUUGUUCUAUUCAUAACAAACAUUUGCAAUUCGAGACACAUUUUCUCCCAGCAGUAAAGGACUGAGCUUCCCUCCUCUCUGUCUCCAUACGUUUGCUUUCACUAGGCAGGUUACCAUUAACCCUCAAAUUACACAAAUUUAAAUUGUGGAUAUAAAAUACACCUAAUGGAAAUGUUAGUUUCGAAAAACCUGCCAUUUAGCACAAAAAAGUUUUUAAGCUCUCAUGAGGUGGUAUAUUUGAAAAAGCCAUAUUUUGCAAAACUGCAAUGGAAUUUUUUUUUCUAGGUCACAUGAUGCUAUGGCUAUGCGCUUUUCAGUAGGAACUGACUCUCUCGGACAUGAUGCAGCAGACAAGAGGUGUUAUUACAUCACAUAAGUCUUUGAAAGUUGAGCAGAUCAUC
Molecule: messenger RNA, 3807 nt
Organism: Plectropomus leopardus (leopard coralgrouper)
Lineage: Eukaryota; Metazoa; Chordata; Actinopteri; Perciformes; Serranidae
Gene: zbtb5
Product: zinc finger and BTB domain containing 5
Biological process (GO): regulation of transcription by RNA polymerase II
Molecular function (GO): protein binding; RNA polymerase II cis-regulatory region sequence-specific DNA binding; DNA-binding transcription factor activity, RNA polymerase II-specific
Source: RefSeq, a predicted model, not a curated record